Rubroshorea leprosula is the source of this 1573-nucleotide messenger RNA. The record is from the annotation of a GenBank genome assembly. NCBI's taxonomy places the organism in Eukaryota, Viridiplantae, Streptophyta, Magnoliopsida, Malvales, Dipterocarpaceae.
AUUCUGAAUAAAUACAUGAAUGGCUUCUAUAUUUUCCUUUGGGCCUAUAAAAGUCCUUUUCUUUCUUUUGGGCCUUUUGACUACAAAUUAGGCCUCUAUUUUCUGUUAGUUUGGGCCUAUUUCUUCCAAUUUUCUGAUCAGAACAGCGAGCAUAAACCCCAGAUUAGAGAGGGCUUUCUCCCGGUGUCAUCUGCUGGAGCUUCUGCAGUACGAUAAUGGCUGGAAGAGAAUCAGAGUACGACGGUGCUGUGAACCCGGACCUAGUCUCCGAUCAGUCUCUCAAACUCCAAGAUCAGUCAACGCACCUUACCACCACAGCCAACGCCGCCGCUGGCGGUCUUGAAAUCACCUGCUUUAGCGAGCUAGUCGAUGACGCUACCUUCCACUUGCAAAUCAUUCGUUUCCCUAAACAGAUAUAUGCAUGGAUCGGUUGCAACUCUACGAAAUUCGGUGACUUGUACGCAGCUGCAUCGACACGACCUAGCAACACGAUCGGUGUGGCUUCCAUUCUCGGAGGUUCUUCAGAUAACACCGGGUCUGGAAUCGCUAGGCGAUUAGUGUUGAAAACUGGUCUUAACGUAAUUCUUGCUUGCAGUAUCCCAAAGAAUAGCCCCAUGCUUGAGGUUUGAUUUGUUCCUCUAUCAUUCUUUCUGUGUCUCCUUUCAUAAGUCAUAAUAAUGCAUUUGGAAGUUUCUUGUUGGUAGAAUCUUGUCAUUUUUUUUUUCUCGGGGUUAUGUUUUCACCUCGUACUGGUAUUGGAGAGAUUGUUUGUUUCAGUAUUCUCACAUUCCCUUUACAGUUUAAGAUUUUCAUUUUGCAUUUGACACAAGUUUUUAACUUUUGGCCUGAAGCCAUAUCCAGACUUGUAGGAGAACUUAAUGGAUAGUGAGGGUGUUGGGAAGACAAGCAUAUUACUGGUUAAUUGCUCUAAUAGCCGUUCUCCCUCUUUCCAAUUCAAGUAAACAUAGGAGCAUUGUCUAAUAAUUUCAUCUGCCAUGGCAUAUUCUUGCAUGCUUUGGAACAUGAUGUUGUUAAUUUCACGUUUACCCUUUUUUUCUUGGGAUUUUAGGCAAAUGCUGAAAAGAAGCUGAUGGAAAAGUUAGUCAGUUUGGGAUACACGCAGCCAAGAUAAUGGUUUGUGAGAAUUUUCUUCCAUGGAAAAAGCUUGUAUCUUCAUCGCCCUGAACAUAACAGCGAGGUGUGUCUACCUGCACCAACACCUGGUGGUUCUUUCUCCUUAACUCCACUUUAUUGUUUUGGAAAGCAAACCCCCCAAAUGACAAAAUACUGGCUAUGAUUCCGUAGUUGUUAAUGAUUUGGGUUCUAUUAUCUAUAUUUGUUAUGAGCUUUGCUAGGGAAGAUUUGUUUUUGUAACUAGUCAGUACAAAUUUUCACCUGAAGUUUUAGUUGAUGGAUCAUUGUAUUUUUAUGUUGAGGAAUUAUCGGACAAUGCUUUUUGCAGAACUUGCAUAUAAUUUUUUUUUCCUUUCUACAAGGGUGAUGUUAUUGGAAGCACCUUUUUGUCUCAUCUUUUUGUACAACUUUCACAUGUCAUUAAAUGAGUGGAUGUAUU